Molecule: messenger RNA, 1428 nt
Organism: Cutaneotrichosporon oleaginosum
Lineage: Eukaryota; Fungi; Basidiomycota; Tremellomycetes; Trichosporonales; Trichosporonaceae
Biological process (GO): transmembrane transport
Cellular component (GO): plasma membrane
Molecular function (GO): transmembrane transporter activity
Source: RefSeq, a predicted model, not a curated record
AUGGAACAGGCGGGGCGCAACCCGGACCUGCCGCCCAACCACCCCAUCAACGCGUUGAGCAAUGCGCACAAGAUGGCCAUCCUCGCGACCCUCAGUUUCUCCGGCUGCCUGAUGAACUUUAUCAUCGCGAUCGUCCUCGUCGCCUUCCCGCCGAUGGGUGCGGCCUUCGACGUGAGCCCAAGCAGAAUCCCCAGCACGAUCGGGUACCAGCUGCUGGGCAUGGCCGUGGGCCCGGUAUUCUGGAACCCGUUGUCGAGAACCCUCGGCCGCCGCCCAGUCUACCUCAUUGGCUCGGUGCUCUCGCUGCCCUGCUGCGUGUGGCUGGCGCUCAGCAACAGCUUCCCCGUGUUCGCGGUCGGGCGGACCGUGAUGGGCCUCAUCGGGUCGUUCUCGCAGACCGUGCCGCCCGCGACGGUGGCCGACAUCUUCCGCCCCGAGAUCCGCGGCCACAAAAUGAGCACAUACGGCGUCGCGGUGGUGAUCUCGCCCUGCGUCGCGCCCGUCUUCAGCGGCCUCAUCGUCGACAAGCACUCGUGGCGCAACCUGUUCUGGUUCUGCCUCGCGCUCUGCGGCCUCCAGCUUAUCCUCUACUUCUUCAUCGUUCCCGAGACGCUGUGGGUCGAGGCCGAGUCCAAGGUCGAGGAGAUAGAGUUGGACAAGGGCGUGUACGCACAGACCGAAGUCGCCACCCCUUAUGGGGCAGGACGCACCGGCGUCGCAUGGUAUCCGUGGGCGCGGCCGCGCGAGUACCUCGGUCUCCUGUGGAGUCCGAUCGCGAUGCUCCGCUUCGCGGCCAUCACGCUCCCCUCGUUCUACUACGGCUCGCUCUUUGCGUGGAGCGUCGGCUUGACCGUCGUCAUGCCCCAGACGUUCGAGAACCCGCCCUACUCGUUCGGCACGGUGCCGCUCGGCUGCGCGUUCCUCGCGUUCGGCGUGGGCGGCGUCCUCGGGAAAUGGAGCGGCGGGCUCGCCGGCGACAAAGCCGUCGCGUACGUCGAGCGCCGCCGCGGCUCCCGCCAGCCCGAGCACCGCCUGUGGGCCCUCCUCCCCGUCCUCCCGCUCAUGCUUGUCGCGCUCCUCCUCGUCGGCCUCUCGAUCGACCAUGCGUGGCACUGGGCCGUGCUCCUCGUUUUUGGCGGCCUGUACUUCUUCACCUUGUCCGCCGCGACGGGCGUCUUCCAGACGUACGUGCUCGAGAGCUACCUCGAGAAAAGCAUGGACACGCAGGCCGUCUUCCAGUUCUGGAAGAUGAUGUGGGGCUUCGCCGUCAGCUUCUUCGCCAUGCAGUGGGGCCAGGCGAGUGGGUUCACCAAUGCGUAUGCCGUGCAGGGCGCGCUGGCGUGCGGCGUCGGCCUUGUCCUCACUGUCAUGCUGCUCUGGAAGGGCGAGGCGAUUCGCAUGGCCCAGAGGAUGCCCGUGUUUGAGUAA